AUGUCACGCAGCUUUCCAAAUCCGAAGAUCCAUCAAAGCUUUGAGGGCGAGCGGACAGUGAAACGCGAGGAGGAGAGCAGAGAGGAGCUCAUCUUGGAUCUCUGCCGGGACGUCCCCGCCGCCGUGUGGCAGCAGCUCGGGGAGGCUCCGGGUGCGUUCCAGAAGCUCAGGAAGGCGAGCUUCAGAUCGUGCUUCAAUGAACGCUCCAAGGGCGCGGAGGGCGCUGGAGGGCUGCUGUUUGCCUUGAGCCGCUGCCAGCUGCUGCAGGAGCUGAACAUGCGUGACUGCUCCCAAGUCCCGGCGGCCGCCUGGCAGCUGCUGGCGACGGCCCGCUGGGAGCAGCUCCGGAAGGCGGACUUCACUUUGUGCUUCAAUCAACGCUCCAAGGGGGUCGAGGGCGCCGAAGGGCUUCUGUUGGCCUUGAGCCGCUGCCGGCAGCUGCAG
Molecule: messenger RNA, 444 nt
Organism: Symbiodinium sp. CCMP2456
Lineage: Eukaryota; Dinophyceae; Suessiales; Symbiodiniaceae
Source: the annotation of a GenBank genome assembly